GAUCCACUGACAACCACUCCCAGCACCGCACCGCAUAGCUUCUAGAUCCAAUUUGCAGAAUAAGUUUCCUUUGAUAUCAACUAUCUUCUAUCUACUCUGCAAAUUAUGCCUUCUCAAGCCGACGACAAGCGCCAGGCCGCGCGCGAAGUCAUCGACAUUCUUCACGAUAUCUCAACGCUCCUCAAUACGCAUCUCGAUCGGACAGAGCUAUCCCUUUGCGUCUCGCUAAUCGAGAACGGCGUCAAUCCGGAAGCGCUGGCGACUGUGAUCAAAGAUCUUCGAAGGGAGGCAGUUGCUCAAGGGCGCUAUCCAGACGAGCAGAUCAUGCAGGAGUAAACGUUAUAGUGCUGUACUUGGUUGGAAUGCCUGGAUGAUUAGGUGCUUAUAGGUUGGAUCUUUGGCGUUCAUCGGUUUGGCUUGUUAUUUUUUCUACGAUAUAAGAUACCCUUACUUUUUGUUGCAGUUGUGCACACAGGCCACUGGUUAUAAUAUUCCUUGUAUUAAAUAAAAUAACGGGUUCGACUGUCUCCCAGGG
Molecule: messenger RNA, 535 nt
Organism: Aspergillus glaucus CBS 516.65
Lineage: Eukaryota; Fungi; Ascomycota; Eurotiomycetes; Eurotiales; Aspergillaceae
Product: mitotic-spindle organizing protein 1
Exons: 3
Coding region: 106-336 (76 amino acids)
Biological process (GO): gamma-tubulin complex localization; microtubule nucleation by interphase microtubule organizing center; mitotic spindle assembly
Cellular component (GO): centrosome; gamma-tubulin ring complex; spindle
Source: RefSeq, a predicted model, not a curated record